AUGGACUACGACGCCAUGGACAUAGAGCCCCAGGGGCCCCAGGUCACCGUCCGCGAAGUGAGCUCAUACCCUUUAUACCCUCUUAUACCAGUCCCCCCUAACACCUCCCAGGCAGAACCAUACCGCGUAGACUUCCGCCUCAGCUCCGUCGACCUCGCCUUCGCCAACUCCUUCCGCCGCACCAUCCUCGCCGAAAUCCCCACCGUCGCAAUAGACGUCGUCGAAAUAGAAGUAAACACCUCCGUGCUCCCUGACGAAUUCAUCUCCCACCGUCUAGGCCUGAUCCCCCUCUGCUCGAAAAACUGCGACACAGAUAUGCUGUACUCGCGAGACUGCGAUUGCGAAGCAGGCUGUGCGCGCUGCGUCAUCAACCUCUCCCUACACGCCAAGUGCACCUCAGAGGAUAUCAUGAAGGUGUAUGCCAGGGAUCUGGUCGUGGUGGGCGACAGGGCGAACGAGUGGGUUGGGAACCCCGUUGUUACGGAUCCGGAAGGGAAGGGACCGAUUAUAUGUAAGCUUCGACGGGGGCAGGAGGUUAAGUUCAAUUGUAUCGUCAAGAAGGGCAUUGCGAAGGAACAUGCCAAGUGGGCUCCGACUGCGGCGGUUGGGUUCGAGUAUGAUCCGCAUAAUAACCUGCGUCAUGUCGACUAUUGGUUUGAAGAAGAUCCCAUCAAGGAGUGGCCCCUCUCUGCCAACGCAGGAUGGGAAACAGCCCACCCUAAAGACCUCCCGUUCGACUAUGACGCUGCUCCCAACACAUUCUACAUCGAUAUAGAAAGUAUAGGAAACCUCGAGCCUGACGCUGUCGUGCAGCAGGGUAUCAUCAUGAUGCAGCGAAAGCUUGCCGAGAUCAUCUCCGGCCUGACUGGUUCCGACGGCCAGGGCAUGGUUAACGGUGGAGUCGAGCAGGAUGGAGCCGGCGCCAGGAGUCCCGAUGCAUAUGAGCCGCCGGAGGGCAUCGAUGGCGGGUUCACUGCGUACGGGGGUGCGAAUGGAGCUGGGCCUGGUUCGGGUGCUGCUGGUGCAGGCGGCAGUGGGAGUGUUUGGGGCGGGGCCGGUGGUGCAACGCCCUACGGUGCUACGCCUUAUGGUCAGGGAUACGGCUUUUAA
Nannizzia gypsea CBS 118893 is the source of this 1110-nucleotide messenger RNA. RefSeq names its product DNA-directed RNA polymerase II subunit RPB3. Gene Ontology annotation, molecular function: protein dimerization activity; DNA binding; DNA-directed RNA polymerase activity. The record is from RefSeq and is a predicted model, not a curated record. Gene Ontology annotation, cellular component: RNA polymerase II, core complex. The transcript has 2 exons. Gene Ontology annotation, biological process: DNA-templated transcription. Bases 1 to 1110 code for a protein of 369 amino acids. NCBI's taxonomy places the organism in Eukaryota, Fungi, Ascomycota, Eurotiomycetes, Onygenales, Arthrodermataceae.